UCGUCUAUGGCUUUCGAACAUUUUAAGUAAGUAGCAUUUAAUAAUAAAAUGGCGACUCAGACGAAAUCCGAAACAAGUCGACAACAUGAAAUUCAUAGAAGAGUUCAGAGAAAAAUUGCUGGAGAAUACUUGGAUCAAGUUGAUCCUGGUGGACAUAUUGUUCAAGAAUUUUUCCCAGACAAACUCUCACAGUUCAAACAGAUUGACAGCGACACAAAAAAGAAAUUUGAUGCACAGCAUAGAAAGUACAGACGGACAGAAUCAGCAUAUAGCAUCCAGAACAUCUGUUGGUUGAUAGCUGCAAUGGGUGUCUUCUACUACACAGACUUCUACCUUGCACUGAUGUAUGACCACAGAAUUCUCAGGUUGUGGUUCAACUCUGGUGUGAUACUCAUCGGCGUCAACAUGGGUAUCGGUCUUUUCCUGAUUGUGUACCUGUCGUACUUCAAGAAGAUCAGCUCUGAUAACUGGGAGAGGGAAUACCCUGCUGCCAUACCCGUUGCAUCGGCUGCAUUUGUCGUCGGAGGCAUUUUAAUGACAGUGGGACUGUGGCCAUUAUGGGGAAUCUUCACUCCGUUCAUUUUACUCAUCUUGUUCAUGGGCAUCGUAGUGACUAUAGCCAUGUUGCCCAACUUCUGAAUAGAACCAAUACGUGUUAGCUGGUUUCAGUUAAACGAUGGUUUUCGGUUGGACCAAUCGGUUGAAGAGGGACAUCUUCCAAUAUUGUGAUAUAAGAUCAUACGCAUAGUGAAAAGAAAGGUUUUUGACGUGUACAAGUUAGAACAAAAGUGAUUAUAGUAUACAUAUGUUUUAUUCAUUCAGUAAAAUCAAUCAAAAAGGACAUCUCUAAUUAUGUGAUAAUAUUCAGGAUGCAAAAAGUUUUGUAUGAUGUUGAAAGAGCUUACUUAUUUCACUACCAGACUGCAUAAUGAAACUGAUCAACCUAAUGUGUCUUUCAUAUAUUCAGUGUUUUUAGACAGUUUUAUAAUGAACUACACAUUCCAUCUCUAAUAUUGUGAAAAAUGCAGCAUGUUUUAUAUAGAAAGAUGUUUCAAAGGCUUUCAAAGCAAAAUAUUUAUAAUCCCUUUCCCCCAUAAGAAGCAAAGUGAAAAUGGCUUUUUCAACCAUCAUAAAACCAGAACAGCCUGCAAGUAACUUGCAGUCUGUUCAGGUUUUAUGCUGUUUGCUGCUCAUCAGUAUCUAAGAGAUGACAAAGAAGCCUUUAAAACUUUAAUAUAGUAGCAAACAUCUUUAAUUAAAUUUAACUUAAAUUAAACUUUGGGACUACAAAUACAUAUCUAAGUGGUAAUGGGUUAAUAGACCAGUAUUUUGUGUCAUGUCAUUGUGUAAUCAUUAGUGGAAUGUAUUACAGGAACCACAAAGAAAUCUUUUAACAGAUAUGUGCAAUGUUUUUCUAAUGACUGUGAUUUUAGCAUUAAAUCACAGCAGCAUAUUUCCAUUAAUAAUUAUUUUCAAAUUUACUUUACAUGUAUUGUAGACCUAUUGUAAUAUUAAAUGAUUUAAAGCUUUAUACAUGAUUUGUAAAUACAUGCAUAUAAUGUGCAACUUAUACAGGCUGUUCCCAAAAGUAAACGGAUUAUUGGGACUAAAUGACCUUUCAUGAGUGUUUUACAGUAACAGCAGUACAAUGUAUUGUGUGAAAGAGGUUCUAGUUAGUUGUUUAGUUUUUGUUUCAAUAAAAUAUUGCGUUUAAAAGCUGUUGCAAUAAUAUUUAUAAGCACCAUUUUAUAAUAUUAAAAUUAUAAACUCUA
Messenger RNA from Dreissena polymorpha, 1772 nucleotides. RefSeq names its product transmembrane protein 128-like. Lineage: Eukaryota; Metazoa; Mollusca; Bivalvia; Myida; Dreissenidae. The record is from RefSeq and is a predicted model, not a curated record. The transcript is spliced from 5 exons. The coding region runs from base 49 to 639 and encodes 196 amino acids.